Molecule: messenger RNA, 8946 nt
Organism: Durotheca rogersii
Lineage: Eukaryota; Fungi; Ascomycota; Sordariomycetes; Xylariales; Xylariaceae
Exons: 12
Coding region: 1-8946 (2981 amino acids)
Biological process (GO): secondary metabolite biosynthetic process; fatty acid biosynthetic process
Molecular function (GO): fatty acid synthase activity; 3-oxoacyl-[acyl-carrier-protein] synthase activity; oxidoreductase activity
Source: RefSeq, a predicted model, not a curated record
AUGUCCUUCCCUACCAAGGCUCUCAAAGACCGGAUCAAAGGCCAACAGCCUGAUCCGGAUCGGACGAAAACCCUCCCGACCUUCUACCGGAACCUCGAGGAAGCUUUGGAUGGCCGGCGUGCCCUCUACAACCUUCGCCAGCACGUGCUCAACGACUGGCAAACCGGGGACAAAGUCGACUUCUCUUCCAACGACAUCCUAUCGUGGAAUGCCAGCGGCGCUCUACGUGCUGAAUUCCUCUCCAUACUAGCGCAAUAUCCAGACUUCUGCCCCGGGUCCGGUGGCUCCCGGGUCCUAGAUGGGAAUUACGAGUAUAUCGAGCUAGCGGAACAUAGGAUUGCCGCGUUCCACGGCGCAGAGCAGGGUUUAAUCGUGGGCUCUGGGUUCGAUGCCAACCUCGCAGUCUGGUCCGCCAUCCCGCGGCCUGGAGACGUGAUUGUAUACGAUGAACUGGUGCAUGCCAGCUCGCAUGAGGGCAUCGCGCAGAGCCUCGCCGCCUUGAAGGUCGGGUUCACUCAUAGCGAUGUCAAAGCGUUUCAUAGCACCCUGCUUUCGAUCCUCGACUCUCAGCCGCUGAUCAAGCGUGGGAAACGCUCGGUCCUGGUAGCGGUUGAGUCGGUAUACAGCAUGGACGGCGAUGUGUGCCCGUUACAAGAACUCGUCGACGCCGCGGAUGACGUCUUUUGCGAACAUGGCAAUAUUCAAUUUGUCAUUGACGAAGCGCACAGUACGGGAUUGUUUGGGCCUAAGGGCGCUGGGCUCGUUUGUGAAUUGGGCCUGGAACGCAAAAUCGCAGUGAGAAUACAGACGUAUGGCAAGGCCAUGGGAGCGAGUGGAGCGAUCAUACUAGGUUCUAAGACGGUGAAGACCGCACUGAUGAAUUUUGCUCGAUCGACUACAUUUACCACCGCGCCAACCUUUCCUUUCGUCGCCGCCAUUAGAGCAGGGUAUAACCUGCUGGAAACAAGAAAAGGGGAAAAAGCUCGGGAACGCGUGCAAAUCCUUGCGCGACUCUACUUUGAAUCGCUGACAUCGCACCCGACCUGGCAGGCGGCUCUGGAAAGGGGGCUUCUCGCUGUUCCUCUCUCCAACAACUGGGAGGAUCGCGCCUUUCUCACACAUAUUUUCACGGUGUGGACACGCCCCAAAUACCUGUAUUGGCUCUAUUUUCAUAUUCUAUCUUCCGGAUUCUGCGUGUGGCCUAUCGAGCACCCUGCCGUGCCACCUGGCCAAGGUCGGAUCAAGAUCUCGCUCCACGCCGGCAACACUGAGGCACAGGUCAAGGACCUCGUAGAUGUGACUUUCCAGUGGGUGGAAGAGAUUAUGGCCAUAGAGGACGGUAGGUCGACUGAGAAGGUGACCAAGGCUGCACGCCGAGUCUAUGAUUGGAUGAGGGGCGAAGGGGCACACUUUCUUCGGGACGACCCUUCAGCAUUCGACGCCCCAUUCUUUUCUAUUACCUCUAACGAGGCUUCAUCCAUGGAUCCGCAGCAGCGCUUGCUCUUAGAGACCACUUAUAGAGCCCUGGAAAACGCCGGUGCCCCCCUUGAAAAGGUUGCGGGAACCCAGACGGGAGUAUUUUCGGGGUCCAUGACAGACGACUACUCGAGGAUUCUCGCCAAGGACCCAGAUGAAGCGCCGACGACCACUGCUACCGGUAGUUCUAUGUCUCUCUUGGCAAACAGGCUCAGUUGGUACUUUGACUUCAAAGGCCCGAGUGUUCAGGUCAACACUGCCUGUUCCUCGAGCAUGAUUGCUGUAGACCUCGCAUGCCAGUCUCUGAGACUCGGCCAGUGUUCCAUGGCACUAGUGACGGGAUCCAACGUCAUCCUCAGCCCGGAGAGUUCUCUCUACCUAUCGAACAUGAAUUUCAUAUCCCCAGACAGUGUUUCUUAUAGUUUCGAUCACCGCGCCAACGGAUAUGGAAGGGGGGAAGGAGUUGUUGUGUUAGUGAUAAAGAACAUUACUGAUGCCAUUAGGGACGGCGAUGUGAUCCGCGCUGUGAUUCGAGCUACUGGAUCAAACCAAGAUGGAUAUACCCCGGGACUCACGCAACCGAGUGCUGCCUCUCAAGAGGAGCUGAUUCGGUCGGUAUACAGAAGCUGUAAUCUGGGCUUCGAGUCGACGCGCUACGUUGAGGCCCACGGUGAGUUCCUUCUGUUGCUCAAUAUUAUACAUAUUCUCGAUCUAAACCGACACUAUCAGGGACCGGCACGCAGAUCGGGGAUUCAACCGAGCGGCUCCAUCAAAGCCAAUAUCGGCCACUUGGAAGGGGGGAGCGGUCUUGCUGGUAUCCUUAAAGGCAUCAUAAUCCUGGAGAAGGGGAUCAUUCCUCCCAACCCGCUAUUUGAAAAAUGGAAUCCCAAGAUCAACGCUAAGUCAAGCAACAUCGAGGUCUCCUACAAGGUCCCAACUUCGUGUAUUCGGUGGCCAUCGGAGGGCCUCCGUCGGGUUUCUGUCAACUCGUUCGGCUUUGGUGGAUCCAAUGGUCACAUUAUCUUGGAUGAUGCCUACCACACGCUUCAGGCACUUGGUAAAAAUGGGAACCAUCGUACGCGCGUCCAAGUGAAACAGCCGCUUGCGAUCGAAAAGCCGAUUGGGGCAAUGGUCCACAAACCCAACGGCAACAGCACAAACGGCACCUCGCUUAAUGGAGGAGCACGGAAUGGAGUAACAGGAGAUCACACACCUCCAGCAACUCCGCAUCCACAAUCAACAUCACCAUCUCAAUAUGAACUAUUGGUCUGGUCUGCGAAGAGCGAGAGCGCUCUCAAGCGUAUGUUCAAGCAACAUAGCCAGUACUUUGAAGCGCAUGUAUCUGGAUCCCGAGAUCGGUUGCGUCAACUCGGAUACACGCUGUCCGCGCGGCGGAGUGCGAUGACGUGGAGGUCCUUCGCCGUCGUCGAUAAUACGGAGAAGACAGAGUCAACGGCCAGGUUGUCGCCUUCAGCUUGCAUCCGCUCGAGCCAAGACACGGGGCUUGCUUUCGUCUUCACCGGCCAAGGUGCACAGUACCCGAAGAUGGGGCUACUCCUUCUUCACUAUCCUGUAUUCCGUUCUACUAUGUUGAAAGCGUCCGAGAUCUUCCAUGAUUUAGGGGCUACGUGGUCGCUGUUAGACGAGAUUGAAGAUGGCAAGGGGAUCAAUGAUCCUGACCUUAGCCAGCCACUUUGUACCGCUUUGCAGUUAUCCCUGGUCGAGCUAUUGAGGAGUUUUAGGGUCAUACCAACCGCUGUAAUCGGCCACUCUUCUGGUGAAAUCGCGGCUGCGUAUACCGUUGGUGCCCUCUCCUUCGAAUCAGCUUGCAAAGUUGCAUACCAUAGAGGUAGACUGGCUAGACGAUUGGCUACGUCGACGUCCACUCGAGGCUCGAUGAUGUCCGUCAAUCUUCCAGAGGACAAAGUCCACGCCUACUUGGAGAAGGCAGGCCUUCUAGACAUUCAUGUGGCUUGUGUCAAUAGUCCGUUCAACGUCACCCUUUCCGGACCCGAAACAUCGAUCGAUGGGCUUCAGGGGUAUCUAGAAAAGGAGGAAAUUUUCGCUCGAAAGUUAACUACAGGCGUCGCAUAUCAUUCUCCCGCCAUGCAGGAAAUCGCUUCCGAGUAUCUUUCCUGCCUGGGGCGUCUCGACCAGCGGGAAACUGGGAGCGACAACACCACGAUGAUCUCCUCAGUUACCGGCGAGAAGAUCUCAAGAAAAAGGCUAUCAGAAAGCCAGUAUUGGGUUGACAAUCUAGUCUCACCUGUCCGCUUCGCCGACGCACUACGGUAUCUUGUGCUCAUAGCUCCUAAAAUAGAUGGCCUGAGGAGAAUAUCGAGCUACCUCGAAAUCGGUCCACACGGGGCGUUGCGCCGGCCCACUAACGAUAGCUUGGCCCAGAUUACCGAUAGAAAGACCUUCGAGUACACCUCUGUUUUAUCAAAGCUCGAGUCGCCCUUAAAGACCGUCCUAGAGACAGCAGGACGGCUGUUUGCUCGCGGUUACCCAGUAUCUAUCACCGCAGUGAACGCUCAGGGGCCCGGCAAUCCGCCAUUCUUGGUGGACCUACCAGGAUACCCGUUUGACCAUUCGAAUAUAUACUGGCAUGAAACACGCAUGAGUCGAGAAUGGCGUCUACGAGGGGCAUCUUCAAACUUGCUCGGAGUACGCGCGACGGAUUGGAAUCCGCUCGAGCCGCGGUGGCGCAAAAUGCUAAGUAUCGAAGAGAUCCCGUGGAUUGCGGACCACGUCGUUGGCGACGUUGCGUUUUUCCCGGCCACAGGAACGUUGAUGAUGGCGAUAGAGGCGGUAAAACAGAUGGCUUACGCGCACCGAACUAUAUCAGGCUAUCUCCUUAAGGAGGCCGUCUUUAAGAGCCCGAUUGCCGUGCGCCCGGGGGCCAAAACAGAGGUCGUAACGCAACUACGACCUCUGCAGCAUGUAUACGAGAAGACAUCGUAUCGUGCUGAGGUCCGUGUUUUCGCCGUCGUAGACGGCUACUGGAAUGAGUGCCUACACGCUACGAUAUAUACCGAGUAUCAGGAGACUCCCACGGAAGUCGACGACGGCCGCGAAACUCGUGCCACGGCGCAAGCUCUCACUCGAGGCUACGAGCAGGCGAAGAGCGUAUGCACCAAGAUUAUUGGAAAACACGAAUUCUACAAAUGGCACCACGAACAGGGUCUCAAGUACGGCCCUGCUUUCUCGCGAGCAGACGACAUCUUCUGGGAUGGCGGCGAACUCGGCGUAGCCUGCAUCGACGUGGCAUCCGCCGACCCAUUUGAGGGCGUAGUUCAUCCGGCCGUGUUUGAUGCGUCGUGUCAGGUGUGCUUCGCGGCCCCGUCUGGCGGCAUGUCGAAGUCGCUGCCGACAAUCAUCCCGCAUAGGAUGCAGGAUACCUGGAUCUCGGCGACGGGAUGGCAGUAUCCGCAUACAAGACAGAUCCAGGUAUUCACGACGUCAAAGCUGAAGACCUUGGUAUCCGGUCUAGAGUGCUCGUUCACGCUUCUGGCAGACGACGGCUCCACGUUGUCGCAUUGCAGGCGCCUCGAGAUGUCGCCUGUUGUGGGAAAUGAGUCAACGAGCGAUUCCAGGACAGCGCUGUUCCAUGGCAUCGAAUGGAGGCCCCAGCUGUCCUUGCUUUCCUCGAGCCAGCUUCAGAGUUACUGCAAUACGAAUAGCCUCGUCGAGGACGAUACUUCUAGGAUCAGCGACUGGAACAAGUUGCAAAAUGCUCUGCGCGCUGUUGCACUAUCCAAAAUUGUCCAGUUGCAAGAGACAGAUUGGUCGAAAGCGCCUUCGUACAUGAGGAAGUAUGUCUCUUGGCUGGAAAAAGAGACUCAAGGUUCGACAGACUACGAGGCAAGCGAGAAAGAUCUUGCUACCGAUCUUGAGGAUCUUCGGAGAGCAAGACCUUCGUGGAACAUGUUCGUCGAGAUCGCCCAGAACCUUGCUUCGAUUGUGGAAGGAAAAAUCGAUGCCGGGGCGCUCCUCUACUCCACGACGACGCUCGCGCAAGGAUUCUUGGACGAAAUUACCCGGCCCCUACAGAAGCAGGAAUUCGUCUCUUUCAUGGAGCUCUCGGCGCAUCAAACCCCAGAUCAGAAAAUCCUUGAGGUCGGGGCGGGUACGGGAACUAUGAUCAGCCAUAUACUCUCGACGCUCUGGCAGAUCGAGGAGCGCAAUGGCGGUAUUGCGUUCUCCGAGUAUAUCUACACCGACAUCUCGACGGCCCAAUUAGAGAAAGCCCGGGACCAAUUCGCUGAACGCGAGGAACGCCUCUCUUUCCAAUGUUUAGAUAUGGAAAAGGAUGUCACUACACAAGGAUUCGAGGCUGGUAUCUACGACACUAUCUUGAUCGGCAGUGUCCUACCUGCUUCCAAGAACGUGGCCGACACCCUCCACAACCUCCGACGCCUUUUAAAGCCGAGUGGUCACCUCAUCAUAAGUGAAAUCGCUGUCCCUGAUGUUUUCGCGGUAGGCUUCGGCUUCGGUGUCCUAUCGAGUUGGUGGUCCGGGAAAAAUGACUCUCAUCCCUAUUGCCCAACGAUGACUGAGUCGGAGUGGGAGGCCGUCCUUCAAGAAAGCGGAUUUUCAGGCAAUGACUUGGUCAUCAGGGACUCGAUAAGUGAUGCGGCGCAUCUUAAUAGCGUGAUUAUCUCUUCGGCCAAAGACGAUUCACGCCAUUCGGUUGAAGGUUCCCGAAUCGUCGUCGUCAUUGACGACCAAAACAAGCACCAACAGGAUCUCGCGUUAUCCUUCGAGAGUAGCUUUAUCGACUCUUCGGAAAGCCGUCCCAAAGUUCUCCCACUCUCAGAGGUUGGCAACACGGAGAUACUCCCGACUGAUUACGUCGUCUUCCUUGCGGACUUGGGCGGAUCACUUCUGUCUCAACCCACAGAGAGCAGUUUCAACUACAUCCAGAAACUGGUUCAACAGUCUAAUAAUUUGCUCUGGGUAACGUCAGCCGAAAUACCCGAGAGCCCUAGUUCAAUCUGCCCAUACCCGUAUUCGGGAUUGAAGGACGGUUUCCUACGCACACUCCGCGCCGAGUUUACUAACAAGCGCAUUGUUUCUCUCUCCAUAGAGGGUAAACCCGCGGAUGCACCAGCCGCGAUCCUAGACCACAUUGUCAAGGUUCUGGAGUCGGCAUUCGGCACAGCGUCACCCGAGGUUGAGUAUAUUGUUCGAGACGGCCUGCUACUGACCGGACGGCUGGUUGAGGAGACUGUCCUGAACGAGGGACUCGGCUCGUCCACCACUCCACGGCCGAAGACCGAGCCCUGGCUCCCGGGCCCCCCUCUAAAGCUAGACGUCGGAAGCCCAGGAUCGCUGGAGACGCUGCGCCUAGUCGAAGAUAGAGACUUUUAUAAUACCGAUCUCGGCCCGACCGAGGUAGAAAUCGAAGCCAAGGCUUGGGGCGUCAAUUUCCGAGACGUAUUCAUCGCCCUCGGGCGGCUGGAGGAGGAUGAUUUUGGCACCGACUGUGCCGGCGUUGUUACGAAAGUAGGGCCCCGGUGCCGGUUCGUACGCCCCGGUGACCGUGUAUGCAUGUUUGUGGCCGGCUGUAUGCGUAUGUGGGCGCGUUCGGACGAAGGGGCCGUCGUUAAGAUUCCGGACUCGGUUUCGUUCAACGAGGCCUGCGCGGUGGUCAACCCAGGGAUCACAGCGUGGUACUCUUUAGUCGAGGUCGCGCGUUUGCAGAAAGGCGAGAAAGUGCUCAUCCACUCGGCAUCGGGAGCGACUGGGCAGCUCGCAGUCCAGGUCGCGCAGCUGGUCGGCGCCGAGGUGUUCGCGACGGUCGGUUACAACCAUAAGAAGCAGCUUCUUAUUGACCGUUAUGGCAUUCCUGAAGACCAUAUUCUGUAUAGCAGGAAUCCCAGCUUCGCUAAGGGAGUUAUGCGUCUUACGAACGGCCACGGCGUGGAUGUGGUACUGAACUCUCUAGUAGGAGAGAGCUUACGCGUGUCGUGGGAGUGCGUUGCCCCAUACGGACGAUUCGUCGAGAUCGGAAAGGCAGACAUCAAAGCCAAUUCUGCGUUGCCGAUGGCAUGCUUCGCUAAGAACGUCUCUUUCUCGGGGGUCGACCUUCACCAUAUCUUGGUCCACAGGCAGGAUUUGGGGAAGAAGCUCUUACACAAGACUAUGGAAUUGGCCGGAAACGGCAGCAUCCAUUCGCCAGCACCCCUGCACGCCUACGAUAUUUCAAAGGUCGAAGAGGCCUUUAGAUACUUGCAGAGCGGAAAAAAUACUGGACGAAUCAUUAUCCAGAUUGACCGUUCAACUGAAGUACAGAAAUGCCUCACUCACUUCAGGACAUGGAGCAUUGACAGCAAUUCUACAUACGUCGUCGGCGGCGGCCUGGGCGGUAUCGGACGAUCAAUUCUCAAGUGGAUGGCUAGGAAAGGGGCGAGACAUCUCAUAGUUCCUUCGAGAUCCGGUGCUACCACUAAAGCGGCGGCUAGCAUCGUAGACGAAUUGACACGGCAGGGUAUCAACAUCGCGACACCACGUUGUGACGUAUCCGUGGCAGACUCACUCUCCCAGGCCCUUAAAGAGCACAGCAAGAUCAUGCCUCGGAUUCGCGGAUGUAUAAACGCGGCCAUGGUUCUGAACGACUCGACUUUUGACAAUUUGACGCAUAUCCGAUGGGAACAGACGAUUCGUUCCAAGGUCCAGACUUCGUGGAAUCUGCAUGCUCUUCUGCCGGCAGACCUUGACUUCUUCAUCCUCCUAUCUUCUGUUUCCGGCAUCAUCGGGAACCCCGGUCAGUCUAAUUACGCGGCUGGGUGUACGUUCCAAGACUCGCUGGCCCGCUACCGUAACUACCACCAUCAGAGAACGAUAUCCAUCGACCUUGGCGUAGUACGCGGGGUCGGCGUCGUUUCGGAGACCGCAGCGCUCCAGAAGAAAUUUGCAGGGUUGCAAGACUUCGCUCAGAUUAACGAAGACGACAUAUUGGCGUUUCUAGAUGUCUACUGCGACCCGGAGCAGCAGCAGUUCUUUUCGAACAACCCGAGGAGGAGCCACAUUGUUAUGGGCGUCGCAACGCCCGUCGAGCUCCUCGCUCGCGGACUUGAGCCGGCGGAGUUCACGCAACGACCUCUCUUCGCACGUUUCAGCCGGCCUCGCGGCCCGCCCCAGACCCCACGCGCGGCGGACAAUGUAAACUACGCCGCCCUAUUCCGGCGGUCGGAGUCGGCUGAGGAGCGGGCCGCCAUCGUCGUGAAGUCCCUUGCCAAAAAGCUGGCGCGGGCGUUGUUGAUACAGCCCGAAGACGUGGAGGCGGAGGUGGACCAGCCGCUUCAUGCGUUUGGCGUGGAUUCGCUCGUCGCUAUAGAACUAAGAAACUGGAUUGCUAAAGAGUUCGCUGCCGAUAUAGCUGUUUUCGAGCUAAUGGGUGGCAGGUCUGUCGCGGCCAUUGGAGAGUUGGUGACCAAGGCGAGUCAGAGUCAGGUAAGAAAAUGA